Ciona intestinalis (vase tunicate) is the source of this 742-nucleotide messenger RNA. Lineage: Eukaryota; Metazoa; Chordata; Ascidiacea; Phlebobranchia; Cionidae. The record is from RefSeq and is a predicted model, not a curated record.
GACUCGAGUUCGCUCGAGGCAGAGAAGGCGUCGUAUUAUUAUUAUUAUUGUUAUUGUUGUGUAACGCGCCUGUGUACUCCUUUGUGUGACGUGUUUGUCAUGUGCUCUCGCCACGUUUACUAUUCUUUUUUUGGGUGUGACAAUGUUGUGGAGGUGAAGGGCAGUUGCAAUAUGGAUACAUUCUCCGGUAAGCAAAACUGGGAGGAAUACGUAAAACGAUUUGAAAACUUGGCCACCAAUUAUAGUUGGUCAAUCUCCGAAAUGGGCCUGCGGUUGGCCGCCUCAUUGACAGGAGACGCGUUGCUGGUCCAAGACCAUUUGACAAAGGAACAGCGGUUCUCGUAUCAAGCUUUGUGUAACGCCCUGGAGCAGACUUUCUCCAGGCAGCAAAGCUUCCAAAAGUCACGAACCAUGUUACACACGGCCAGGCUCGAGGAGGGAGAGAAACUUGUUGAUCUCGGUUCUCGCUUGCGGCAGCUUGUGAAGCAAGGGUAUCCGCAACUACCGAACCAAACUCGAGAAGAACUUCUGGUUGACGCAUUCAUACGGUGCAUUCCAGACGAGAUUACCAGAGUUGCGGUUGGCUCUAAGAGGGCUAGUACGCUCCGGGAAGCCCUCGAUGCUGCUAUGGAGAUUGCUGCCUAUAAAGAGUGUGGUGAACGAGUACGCCCAAGGUAUCAGUCGAGGUCGUCUCCUUUUCCGUGUAUCGAGAGAGCUGGUCUGCGGUUAAAAGCUAAGAAGU